AUGAUAAACACCCUGAAAAUGUCUAAGAGCAUUAUACACAUAUUCUAAAUGAGUUAGAAUACAUAGUAGGACCACAAUCAUUUACACAUUAAGCACCAUUUAAAAAGUAAGGAGUUGCACAAGAAAGGCAAUUUUAACUUGGGGCUGCUUCACAUGUAUUACAAGUUGCAUUUCUGCAGGGCUAACAAGAAGGAGGAUUAUUAGCUAUGUAAUAGCCUGGAUUACAUUAACUUACACAUUAUCCAUUAAAUAAAUAAAAAUUAUUUUAGCACAAUGAGCAAGCUGAGGAUGUACAUUAAUCACAAUUUGCUAUUUUAGUAGAACAAAGUAUACAAAUAUUACUAGCUGGAUAGUAUUAAGAAUCACAAUUAGGUUGACAUAUAAAGCCUUACAGAUUCUAAUUAUUACCACACUUUUAGCAUUAGUUAGGAUCUUAUUAGCAUAAUUAGCAAUUAGGAUCAGUACAGCUAAUACACUUCCAUGUAUUCUAAUUCUAUUAUUACCCUAGAGGACAACUAUCUAAACACUAUUUUUGAUCUAUAGAUAAAUAUGAAUUUGACUCACAUACAUCACAUGAUGAAUUAUUACUACAUUUUACACAUUUAUUCAAACAUGGAUCACAUUUUUGAUUAGUUUUGUUUUAAAAUGUAUAAUCAGGGCAAUUAGCAAGGCAAGUAUUAUUAUAUAAAUAUGUGCCAUCUGGACAAGAUAAGCACUUGUUACUAUUUGAGGAAUCGCACGAUUAACAAGAAGUAUUAGAGCAAGGGGCACAAAUAGAUCCAUUCCAAUAUUAUUAUACUGGACAAACACAUUAGUUAGAGUUAUUUAGAGUAGCUCCUCCAUUGCAACUUGAACAGUUAUUUUAAGCUGUACAAUCACUGCAUAUAGACUAGCAACUAACACAUUUAGGAGGAAUACUUGUAGAAUCUCCAUAAUAUCCUAAUGGACAUGGAUUAUAACACUUCCCAUUUUAAAGGUAGUAAUUGUUUAAGCAAGUAGUGCAUGUUGAGGAUGUACAUAUAGAGCAAUUAGGAAUAAGCGAAGAGCAAAGUUAACAAAUAUUACUUACUGGCCAAUAAAAAGAAUCACAAUUUAUUUUACACACAAAUCCUUGUAAAUUAUAAGGAUUUUGACAUUGAGUACAUUAAUUUAUAUCAUUUUAACAUUGUAAGCAAUUAGGAUCUGCACAUUUAAUACAUUAAUUAUUAUUUGAAUUUUAUUACUAUCCAGCAGGGCAAUUACUUAAACAACUUUUUCCAUCAAUUUAUAGAUAAGUGUUUUGCAUACAAAUAUCACAAGAAGAAUUAUUAGAACAUUUUGAGCAAUUCGAAAUGCAAGGAUCACAAUAUUAUGUUUGAUCGUUUGGGAAAUAUUAUUUGGGACAAACUGGAACACAAUUAUUAUUAAUAAAGUAAGUGCUUGUUGGGCAAGUUAAACAUUUAUUACUAUCAGCUUUAUCACAAGUUUAGCAAGAUGUAUUUUGACAAGCAACACAACUAGAAUUUUACCAAUAUUAUUUGCUUGGGCAAACGCAUUAAUUUUGAGAGUCAAGAAAAGCUCCUCCAUAGCAAGAUUAACAAGUAUUUGAAGAUGCACAAGUUUAGCAAGUUGAUUAACAUGGUAAACAUGUAGAGUUAAAAAGAUAAUAACCAUUCAUACAUUAAGUACAUAUAUUUUAUGUCUACGCUUAACAUUAGAUGCAAGAAGCUUAAGUACACUAUGAUUGAAUAUUAAAAUUAUAUUAAAUUUUUAAAAUUAAAUUAUUUUAAAAAUAUUAUUAAUAAAAAAUAAAUAAUUAAUUUAUCAAUUUACACUGAAAGCAAAAAUUGA
This is a messenger RNA of Tetrahymena thermophila SB210, 1830 nucleotides long. RefSeq lists its product as hypothetical. The transcript has a single exon. The record is from RefSeq and is a predicted model, not a curated record. NCBI's taxonomy places the organism in Eukaryota, Ciliophora, Oligohymenophorea, Hymenostomatida, Tetrahymenidae.